Arachis duranensis is the source of this 588-nucleotide messenger RNA. RefSeq lists its product as uncharacterized. The record is from RefSeq and is a predicted model, not a curated record. The coding region runs from base 1 to 588 and encodes 195 amino acids. The transcript has a single exon. Lineage: Eukaryota; Viridiplantae; Streptophyta; Magnoliopsida; Fabales; Fabaceae.
AUGCUUAGGUUGGAGCAAAAAUGGAGAAGCCAACUACCUACACAGAGUGGCGGCUUAAAGAGAACCAAGGUUAGUGCAAUUGGAGCAUACUCAUCCUCAUCAAACCAAGAAACACCAUUGGCUGACGAACCCGGUGUGGACUCUCCCGUUCGCCCACAAGGAUCAAAGAAGAGCAAGCGAAAAGGUAAGGGAAAAGCACAAAUGUCUGAAGAUUUUAGCAAAAAGAAAUCAUCGGUUAUUAAAAAAUUAUCUCCCAUGGAAGAUAUUAAGAAUGUUAGAGAAAAAGAACUAAUAGAUAGGGAAAAAGAAAGAGAAGAGGAGAGGGAACAUAGAGCAAAGAUUAUGGCAAUCAAAGAAAAGGAGUUACAAAUUCAAGCGGCAAUGAAAAAACAAGAAUUACAAACUCAGAGGUAUCUUAAAGAAAUGGAGAUAAAUGCAAAAGAAAGGGAAAUGGAAAGGAAGGCCAAGGAAAGAGAAAGGAAAAUGGAUAUGCAAAUACUUAAUGCUGACACGUCUACAAUGAGUGAAAAACGACGAGCUUUUCAUAAAAUUGCAUGUGAGAAAAUAAUCGCCAAGUGGUUUACUUAA